AUGAGUGACAAGAAUAUAAAGGAUAACAACAACUUGGCUGUAGAAGUGAAAAACCUAACGUAUACAUUCCCAGAGGGUAAAGCAGCUUCGAUCAUAGACCUGUCACUUAGUAUCAAGUGGAAUAAAAAAGUUCUAGUGGUAGGUAAUAAUGGUGCUGGUAAGUCCACAUUACUAAAGCUCUUGAGCGGGAAACACUUGUGUCUUGGAGGAGACAUUAGGGUCGGAGGAAGAAACCCAUUCGCACCGAACAACGACCAGGAGUCUGUCACUUUAACUACAUAUUUGGGUACCGAAUGGGCGAGCAUGUCAAUUAUUCACCGGGACAUUGGCGUGCUUGAGUUGCUAGAGAGCAUAGGUCUUGAGCAUUACAGAGAGCGUGGGGAAAGGUUGAUCCAGAUCUUGGAAGUGGACACCAACUGGCGAAUGUUCAAGCUCAGCGACGGACAAAAGAGACGUGUGCAAUUGUGCAUGGGGCUUAUGAAACCGUUCAAAGUCCUACUGUUGGACGAAGUGACUGUCGAUUUGGAUGUCGUUGCACGUGACCGCCUUUUCCAAUUCCUAGACGACGAGACAAAACAAAGAGAGUGCACCGUGGUGUAUGCAACCCAUAUUUUCGACGGAUUGGCCCAGUGGGCCGACGAAGUGAUCCACCUCCAGGAUGGUCGCAUAGCCAAAAUGUUGGACUAUGGACGUGAUAUCGAGUUUACGAAAGACAUAGAAGGCGUGCAGGAGCAAAGUGCCUCGGAUAAUAAGCCAUACAAAGUCGUUCUAGGAUACAUGAAAAGUUUGUACCCAUUGGCGUUGCACUGGCUCUCGCGAGACCAGGACGCACAUCACGCUGCGUGA
Molecule: messenger RNA, 846 nt
Organism: Kluyveromyces marxianus DMKU3-1042
Lineage: Eukaryota; Fungi; Ascomycota; Saccharomycetes; Saccharomycetales; Saccharomycetaceae
Gene: CAF16
Product: putative ATP-binding cassette family ATPase CAF16
Exons: 1
Coding region: 1-846 (281 amino acids)
Molecular function (GO): ATP binding; ATP hydrolysis activity
Source: RefSeq, a predicted model, not a curated record